CCAGGAGCUAUAUAAGGCGGAUCGAGGCAGGCGAGGGGGGCAGCGCUGCCGAGCGGAGCCCAGGAGUGGAGCGGGAGCGAGCGAGAGCCUGAGCGAAAGACUGAGAAGCAAGCAAGAGGAAGCCUCCGGUGCAUCGGAACAGGAUCGCAGGUGCUCGGGAGCCGGAGCUGGAGCUCCACAGCCGGCAGUCAUGUACCGAUCCACCAAGGGCGCCUCCAAGGCGCGCCGCGACCAGAUCAACGCCGAGAUCCGGAACCUCAAGGAACUGCUGCCGUUGGCUGAAGCGGACAAGGUCCGGCUGUCCUACCUGCAUAUUAUGAGUCUUGCCUGCAUCUACACUCGCAAGGGUGUCUUCUUUGCUGGAGGUACUCCUCUGGCUGGCCCCACGGGGCUUCUCUCAGCUCAAGAGCUUGAAGACAUCGUGGCAGCACUACCUGGAUUUCUGCUUGUGUUCACAGCUGAGGGGAAGUUGCUGUACCUGUCUGAGAGUGUGAGCGAGCAUCUGGGCCACUCUAUGGUGGACCUAGUUGCCCAGGGUGACAGUAUCUACGACAUCAUUGACCCUGCUGACCAUCUGACUGUUCGCCAGCAGCUCUCCAUACCCUCUGCUCUGGAGGCUGAUCGCCUUUUCCGUUGCCGAUUCAACACUUCCAAGUCCCUCCGGCGCCAGAGUGCAGGCAACAAACUGGUGCUUAUUCGAGGUCGAUUCCAUGCUCACCCACCUGGGGCCUACUGGGCAGGAAACCCCGUGUUCACAGCUUUCUGUGCCCCACUGGAGCCAAGACCCCGCCCUGGCCCUGGCCCUGGCCCUGGCCCUGGUCCUGCUUCACUCUUCCUGGCCAUGUUUCAGAGCCGGCAUGCUAAGGACCUAGCCCUACUGGACAUCUCUGAAAGUGUUCUAAUCUACCUGGGCUUUGAGCGCAGCGAACUGCUCUGUAAAUCAUGGUAUGGACUGCUACACCCUGAGGACCUGGCCCACGCUUCUUCUCAACACUACCGCCUGUUGGCUGAAAGUGGAGAUAUUCAGGCAGAAAUGGUCGUGAGACUUCAAGCUAAGCAUGGAGGCUGGGCAUGGAUUUACUGCAUGCUGUACUCAGAAGGUCCAGAAGGCCCUAUUACUGCCAAUAACUACCCUAUCAGUGACGCGGAAGCCUGGAGCCUCCGCCAGCAGCUCAACUCUGAACACACCCAGGCAGCCUGUGUCCUGGGAACCCCAGCCGUGCUACCCUCGUUCCCUGAGAAUGUCUUCUCCCAGGAGCAGUGUCCUAACCCACUCUUUAUGCCAGCCCUGGGGCGUCCCAGAAGCACCACCUUCCCCAGGGCACCUGAACUAGGUGUGAUCUCAACAUCAGAAGAGCUUCCCCAACCCCCCAAAGAGCUGGACUUCAGUUACCUGCCAUUCCCUUCUAGGCCUGAGCCUUCUCUCCAAGCAGACCUGAGCAAGGAUUUGGUGUGUACUCCACCUUACACACCCCACCAGCCAGGAGGCUGUGCCUUCCUCUUCAGCCUCCAUGAACCAUUCCAGACUCACUUGCCCACUCCAUCCAGCUCUCUCCAAGAGCAGCUGACUCCAAGCACCGUGACAUUCUCUGAUCAAUUGACACCCAGCAGUGCAACUUUCCCAGACCCACUGACCAGUUCACUGCAAGGACAGUUGACCGAAACUUCCGCCAGAAGCUAUGAAGACCAAUUGACUCCAUGCACCUCUACCUUCCCAGACCAGCUGCUUCCUAGCACUGCCACAUUCCCAGAACCUCUGGGUAGCCCUGCCCAUGAGCAGCUGACUCCUCCCAGCACAGCAUUCCAAGCACACCUAAACAGUCCCAGCCAAACCUUCCCAGAGCAACUGAGCCCCAAUCCUACCAAGACUUACUUCGCCCAGGAGGGAUGCAGUUUUCUCUAUGAGAAGUUGCCCCCAAGUCCUAGCAGCCCUGGUAAUGGGGACUGCACACUCCUGGCCCUAGCUCAGCUCCGGGGCCCCCUCUCUGUGGAUGUUCCCCUGGUGCCCGAAGGCCUGCUCACACCUGAGGCCUCUCCAGUCAAGCAAAGUUUUUUCCAAUACUCUGAGAAAGAGCAAAAUGAGAUAGAUCGUCUCAUCCAGCAGAUCAGUCAAUUGGCUCAGGGCAUGGACAGGCCCUUUUCAGCUGAGGCUGGCACCGGGGGGCUGGAGCCACUCGGAGGACUGGAGCCCCUGAACCCCAACUUGUCCCUGUCAGGGGCUGGACCCCCUGUGCUUAGCCUAGAUCUGAAGCCCUGGAAAUGCCAGGAGCUGGACUUCCUGGUUGACCCUGAUCAUUUAUUCCUGGAAGAGACGCCAGUGGAAGACAUCUUCAUGGACCUCUCUACUCCAGACCCCAAUGGGGAAUGGGGUUCAGGGGAUCCUGAGGCAGAGGUCCCAGGAGGGGCCCUGUCACCUUGCAACAACCUGUCCCCAGAAGAUCACAGCUUCCUGGAGGACUUGGCCACCUAUGAAACCGCCUUUGAGACAGGUGUCUCAACAUUCCCCUACGAAGGGUUUGCUGAUGAGUUGCAUCAACUCCAGAGCCAAGUUCAAGACAGCUUCCAUGAAGAUGGAAGUGGAGGGGAACCAACGUUUUGAAUAAGUCUGUGACUUAACGUCGUCAAGUAUGGCAUAUUGUCAUCAAGACGUGGAGCCGCUCUCCACCCCCCCGGGACUGUUGGGGGGAUUCUGGGGGCCAGAGGGGGAUAUAUCUGAUUCUCCAGGCCCUGAAGGAUUUAGGGGGGAGGGGGGAGGGUAAGGGAGGGGAGCAACUUUUUAAAAUCAAGGGACUUCGAGCGAUCCCAGUUUCCAUUUCAAUCUGUAUUCACUCGUAGUGAGCUUUCCUUGAAUGGAUUUCAAGCGGAGACUGGGGGAGUCUCACUUCCCCACCGCGCUGCCCCACGGGCCUGGGCCAGUUCUCCACUCCUAGGGGCCAAGCCACCUCUGGGUUUUGGUGGGGGAAAGGCAUGGCCCACCUGGGGCUAGCCUGUGCCCUGAGGGGCUCUUGACACCCACGUAGAAUUCUCUACAAAGCAGUAACGGGAUUUCAAUUCCGACGGACUCUGCCGCCCUGGCGGCCCUUCCUGUGACUUUUGCGCCCCGCGCCUGGGGUGGGGGGCGCGAAGAGACGCUACAUUCCUUUCCGAUGGAGGAAGGCAGACCUGCCGUCACACGUGUGCUUGCACGAGUGCGUGUACCUGGUG
Molecule: messenger RNA, 3204 nt
Organism: Peromyscus eremicus (cactus mouse)
Lineage: Eukaryota; Metazoa; Chordata; Mammalia; Rodentia; Cricetidae
Gene: Npas4
Product: neuronal PAS domain protein 4
Exons: 8
Coding region: 191-2599 (802 amino acids)
Biological process (GO): regulation of transcription by RNA polymerase II
Molecular function (GO): RNA polymerase II transcription regulatory region sequence-specific DNA binding; protein dimerization activity; DNA-binding transcription factor activity, RNA polymerase II-specific
Source: RefSeq, a predicted model, not a curated record